UUGCUCCAGAGUCCCUCCCCCUACAAGGCGGCUGGGUCCGGUAUGUGCUCUGGUUCCAGAGGAGCGCUGACUCAGCAGGUGUUGGUCCACCUGAGUCCAGAUCCUCCAGGCUGACAGCUCGGGCUCUUUUAGGGCCCAGAACCACUCGGGAACGGUUCUGUCUCCAGGAGAACUCGACAUGAAGCUAAAAGUCGUCUCUGGAAUAUUUCUGCUAGACCGGACCAGGACGAGCCACAUUCCUUAAGCCGCCAGACGGGAUGAGAAAACUGAAGCCAACCAUGAAUCCAGUGCAGGAGUGGGGUGAGGAAGUGGAGGACGGUGUGGUGUACGGUGUCACGCUGCACCGGGAACCUGUCCCUAGCUCCCCUCCACCCAGCGACCCAAGCGCGCCGUGCUCUGGUUUCGUCCAGUACCGAACCUGUAAGGUGCGGCGCCUGAAGGCUGCCGCUGUGGAGCAGCUGGUGGCUCACCUCCUGGAGGGCAGGAACCAGGAGCAGGACUACGGCAGGAUCCUCCUGUCUACCUACAGGACCUUCACCAGCACCACCAAACUCAUCCAGCUGCUCUUCCAGAUGGAGAGCGCCUCUUUGGGUCUGGACAGCAGCAGCUGCUCCAACAGCUGUCUGCUGACCUUCAUCCAGACGUGGUUGGACGAGUACAGCGAGGACUUGAGGGACCCUCCCCUGCACCCGGCGCUCCUGCUGCUGCUGGAUCACCUGGCUGUCAGCGCUGCGGUGCGUGGAGACAUGCACCACCAGCCCAACUUCUGCUCACUGGCCGGGCAGGCCGAGCAGAUGCUCAGAACGUUUCAGGAACAAGAAGCUGCUUUAGCGGCGCUCCAGCAGGACGAGGAGGCAUCUGCAGAUGAGGACUCAGGCUGCGAGAACUCUUCAGACCAAAGCAGCAUCAUGGAUGUCUCCGCUGCAGCCAUCGCUGAGCAGCUGACUCGGAUCGAUUCUCUGAUGCUGCCUUUCCAGGCUCUGUUCAUCAGAGUGGUGCCCUACCAGUGUCUGGGCUGCGUUUGGUCCCAGAGAGACAAGAAGGAGAACAUGUCCCCAACCAUCCGCGCCACCGUAGCUCAGUUCAACGCUGUCACCAACCGCGUCAUCAUGUCCUUGCUCUCCCCACCUGCCGAUGGCACCUGCAGCUCCGGCCCGCUGCCCACCACGCCAGCGCAGCGCGCCUGCAUCGUUGAGAAGUGGAUCAAAGUGGCACAGGAAUGUCGUCGCUUGAAGAACUUCUCAUCCCUGAAAGCGAUUCUGUCGGCUCUUCAUUCCAACGCCGUCCACCGGCUGAGGAAGACCUGGGCCGCUGUGUGCAGAGACAGCACAGCCACCUUUCAUAACCUCUGGGAGACGUUUUCUGAUGAGAACUGUGUUCUCACCAACAAGGAGCUCCUGGUGGAGAGCACCUCCAGUGGAGUGGUCCCUUACCUCGGCACGUACCUGACCGUCCUCACCAUGUUGGACACGGCGCUGCCGGACACGGUGCAGGGCGGACUCAUCAACUUUGAGAAGAGAAGGAGGGAAUUUGACGUCCUGUCUCAGAUUCAAACUCUGCAGACGUCCUGUUCCCUUUACCAGCUCCCUCACCACCCUGUCAUCACUUCCUGGUUCCACGGACACAAGCUGCUCACUGAUCAGGAGAGCUACGAAAUGUCGAGGCAGCUGGAGCCUCCGGUUGACUCGUGUUCGCCCAAGUCCUGGAAAAGCCGCUCCCUCUCCAAAAAGCUCUCCCUUUUGCUGACAUCGAGUGACGGCUCUAAGAAGGUCACUGCUGACCAGAUCAGUGUCUCGUCUUCUGGAUCCAGCGGCUCGGAGAUGGAGGAUCUCACCUCCCCAAACCUGGUACCUUCCGUCCCACCCAAGUCGUUCCACAGUUCCUGCAACAACAUGCCCGAUACCGUCUCUUCCUCCUCCUCUUCCUCUGAAGCUUCCUGUCCACAGUCUUCCUCUCCCUGUGGCACGGACCACUGCCCUGACAGAGCAGGACCCUCUCUGGGCUGUCAGUACAAACGCUCCAUCUCCAUGAACUCACUGCCGGAGCACAACCGACAGGGGACCGACUCCUGCAUCAUCAGGGUCAGUGUGGACCUGGGCCAUGACAAUGGCAACAUGUACAAAAGCAUCCUGGUGACCAGCCAGGAAAAAAGCACUCAGGUGAUUGAGAGGGCUCUGGAGAAGCACCACCUGGAGCACAUGAAGGGGCAGGACUUCACCCUGGCGCAGGUCAUCUCACAGAAAAAAGAGCUGCUCAUUCCAGACAACGCCAACGUUUUCUAUGCCAUGUCCACCACAGCGAAUUUUGACUUUGUUCUGCGUCAGAACCACAAAUGCCAGAAGAAACUGCUGAGAGCAGCAGCUAGUCGUGGAAGGCUGAACGCUGAGCACUUGUGAUCUGGUUGUAAAAGCAGAUCAACUCAUUUAAUGUUCCUGGAAAACAGACUUCCAGGAAACGUGCGUUCUCCUCAGUGGUCCUAUGGGUUCUUAAAGGGAUGCAUCUGCAGGAACUGAGAAGAUGUCACAAAAAGCCCUUUUUUCUUGAAGAAUGGUUGCUUCAGAGAAAUAAAGCUUGAAAAACACAGACUGGUUUCCAGCUGGGAAGAACAGAUGGGACCCAACGCCUCCCUGGGCUGGACUGGGGGGUUAAAGUACCUAAUGGUUCCCGAGCGCAGCCACAGCUGUAGCUCGCAGCUCCCCACGGGGAUGGGUCACAUGCAGAGAUGAAUGCCUCCAGUCAGCGCGGUCACGAGCGCACUGACCGGCGUCUGAUGUGCGUGGAAACGCACCGAGUGUGUGAUGACUGAUGGGACUUGAGCCUGAUGAUGUUAUGAAGACACAGAGAAACAGCCACUGUGAGCAACGCACGUCUACUCAGACAGAGAAAAGAUCGUCCUGUUCCCAACGCAGCUCUUCAUGGAGCGUCUGUAAGCUUCAGGUGACACAUCCAUGUGUGUGGGAUGGUCGGGAAUGUUCUCACAGGAGAACUAACCCUAACCCUGUUCCACAUCCGACUUCUUCUUCCGGCUCUUGGAGAGUACAGACGCUUUUCUCCUCUCCCUCCCUCCUCGUCCCAAGGCUCUUUGUCUGUCUGUGCUCGGCGCUUUCUGCGUUUUUUCUGGAAACUGGAAAUGAUUAAAAAUGGAUCUGGUCAGCUGGUCUCUCAACAUGAUUGACAAUAUUUUUCCAACGAUGAGAACGGGAGAAGGGGCUCCCGGGUGCCCCUCUGGGACAGAGCCAGCUGGGCAUGUCAUGGACUCCUGGGAACAGUGGGACCUGAUCUGCCUCUCAGCUGUCUGUAGAGGAUUCUGAAGACGUCUGGAUAUUCGUGGUGUUGGUGUCUGGAUGAGAUAAGCUUGGAGCUUUGGCUGAGAUUCAGACUCUGGCACAGAAGGUGGAUUCCAUCAAGGAGCGAGUGGACGGGACAGCACGGAUUGGGAUGGAUUCAUUACGCCAUUAUUGGGUCUAGAGGGGUUGAAGGCCAACAGAACUCUAAUGCAGAGAGGAAAUGAUCUCCGUCUGUCCCCAAAACAAUCCUUAUCUGAAUCUGGUGCCCUUGAGCCUGUGAGGCUGAAGUGAAAACUACCCCCUCAGAAGAAAUGUGGAAUGCUGCCGUCGCCAUGGAAACCCUUUCUCCCUAUCCCAGCCUGGGCGGGACUGUGACCGGUGAAGGCUGUGGAACCGUAUUUAGGAGUCACUGUGCUCUCUAACCCAUUAUCUCUCUCCCCCCGUCCAACCGGAGGUCGUCAUGGAUUUGAUCAAUAACCCAUUUCCUGUAGUCGGAGAGAAAAGAAGACAAUGAACAAGUCAAACAGUUAUAACUGCGGCAGAUGCACCGAACAUCUGGUCACAGAGUUUAUUUAUAGAGAGGGAGAGAUUGUGUGUGUGUGUGUGUGUGUGUGUGUGUGUGUGUGUGUGUGUGUGUGUGUGUGUGUGUGUCACUUCUCUAACUUGUCACUAUGAAAGCUACAUGAAUCACAAAUCAAGCAAUAGAAGAGGGGUAAACCAGGAAAGGCGAUCAUCUCAGUAGUCAUGAGGGCCAACAGGUUAAUUCAAUUCAAUUCAAUUCAAUUCAAGUUUAUUUAUAAAGCGCCAAAUCACGACAAGAGUCGUCUCAAGGCACUUCACAUAAUAAACACUCCAGUCCAGGUCAGUUCAUUAAGCCAAUCAGAAAUAAUGUUUCCUAUAUAAGGAACCCAGCAAAUUGCAUCAAGUCACUGACUAGUGUCAGUGACUAUACAGCAAUCCUCAUACUAAGCAAUUAACUGAAGUCAAAAACGAUGAGCAUCAAAACAAGAAAAAUAAUAAGUAAAGUAAAAACACCACCAUCAGAUAUGAAAGGUUCAGAAUCAACACGAUAAGACAAACACAGCACGAGGCGCUGCAAUCACACGUCUACUGUGGAUCGUAAUCUCAAUCCUGUUAGCUUGUCCAAAGAACCAUUCCAUACCAAAAUCAGCUAAAUAAUAAGAACAGAUGAAUAAUAAGAACAGAUGAAUAAUAAGAACAGAUGAAUAAUAAGAACAGAUGAAUAAUAAGAACAGAUGAAUAAUAAACACAAAAAGUCAACACAACUGACAAUACUAUCUUACAGCAGUUCACAGGGACAGAGAAUAGAAUCAGCUAAACCAACACAGUUAUAACCUUAAGAAGCUAUUCCAUACAUACCGACAUGAAUUUACUGUGAUGCAUAAUCCUACGACUUAUGGCAGUUCCUGUAAGGAGAUUGGGAAGGGUUAGUAAACCAUAUAAUACACAGACAACACCAGUUCGGUGUAUGGAAACAUCAGGUGAAUUUAGAAUAAAGCUCCAAGGUGCAGACGAGUCUUUCAGUGAAGGAGGGAAAAUGAAGGUGUGAUUACGCAGCUCUCACCAUGGCCGAGCUGAGGCAGACCAGGCGUUCUUCAUCAGAGGGCUCGUCCGUGGACUGAGGGUCCCGGUUGGAGAGUAGGUUUGAAAGUCAGAGUCCUCUUCCGUUGGUCAGGAUGGUUUCAGUCUUAUGUUGAUGAGUAUCUUGAAGUCCAGGUCCGGAGCGUAGUAACGUAGUUCGGAACAUGAAACACUAAGUUCAACUUCUCAAAAGGAAGACGUAAGGCUCCUUCCAUGGCGUGUCGACGCGGUUGUCCUAAUGGACAGGACUGCGACCGGUGAAGGCCGUUGAAUCAUUUCACUGUGCUCCCUAACCCAAUUACCUCCUUCCCCUGUCCAAUCGGAGGUGACGAGCGCUGCUCAUCGCGGCUGCAUGCACUGAUGUGAGGAGAGUCCCCAACCCUACCUCCCCACCUAGUGGACACUUAUGUUGUGUAAUGUCUGAAGUCUGUUGCAUUUCUGUCUGAGGUGUUUUUAGCAGAGCAAAGCUGCCCUCCCGGUGGAGGGUAACUCUGAAGUAUCGUUUUUCCCUCCACCUGAACCAAUCCUCAUGUAAACCUCUGAUCUCUAUUAAGGUAGCGCGACUCGGGUUGCGAAUGACCACAGUCACCAACUCCUGUCAUGUGUGUAUGUAUGUAUGUCUGACCUCUGAAUUGUGUGUACUGAAACUCUAAUUUCCCUCUGGGAUUAAUAAAGUAUCUUUGAAUUUGAA
Nothobranchius furzeri (turquoise killifish) is the source of this 5580-nucleotide messenger RNA. RefSeq names its product ral guanine nucleotide dissociation stimulator-like 1. Lineage: Eukaryota; Metazoa; Chordata; Actinopteri; Cyprinodontiformes; Nothobranchiidae. Gene Ontology annotation, cellular component: plasma membrane. Gene Ontology annotation, biological process: positive regulation of GTPase activity; Ras protein signal transduction. The record is from RefSeq and is a predicted model, not a curated record. Gene Ontology annotation, molecular function: guanyl-nucleotide exchange factor activity.